CAGUGGAGUUGGAGGUUGAUCUCGUUCAAGGGGAGUUGUGUGUUGUGUGUUAAAGUGUGUCUGUACGUACCAGCGCUUCUUCUCUACGGGUUAUUGCAACAUUUGUCGAAGUCACACGAACAGACGGAUAUGAAUUUGUAGGUCGGUGUAGCAUAUAGUGAAACGUGUUACCUGUGAAAUCGUCUGCAGAUGAUGACGUAGGAACAGUCCUGAUGCUUGGAUAAUUCUGAUUGCAUGGAGUUUUCUUGCGAAGUGGAAAAUAUUGUUUACUUAUCACCGAGAUACAACUGAGUGUUCCUGUAGUGUGGGGACUUAGAUGCAUUUAUCAGAUGCGAAACAUAACAGUGCAUUGUAGCAACAAGCAUGCAUGUGGAUUACAGGAAAUAGAUUGGCAGCUGGUACGAGGGGUGGGUAAUGUCCUGGUUCAAUGGCGCGUGUUUCGAAAUCCUCAUGAACCGAGAAGAGGGCCAUGAAGCACAAUUUGACAAUUAUAAUGAGAAUCUGUGAAGACGGCUGCUACCAAGUAUGAGCCGGGGUUACUACGUACCUUGCGCGCCAUUUCUUUAUUUGGUAAGUGCUGACUGGAUGUGCAACGCCUUUGAGGGGUUAAGCUGUUGUGGUGAUCUGAAGGUUCCGGACAGCGGGGGAGCUCCGCCUGGGAUGGACUGCAUGCCGUUGCAACGCUCCCCCGGGCCGUUCCACUACCUCAUCCACGAACAGGCGAAGUCGUUGGUCGCGCUACAGGAGCUGCAGAAUGAGGUCGGAGCGCUCCUGGAAUUCCGGGAUCUCGUUAUGGAGACAUUCCCACACCUGCGGAACAAGAUGGUGGCCUCGGGGGUGGCAGGCAUCACGUCAUCUAACGUCUCCCACACCAGCAGCACUCCAUCCAGCGGAACAUCCAACAUCCCCAUUCCUCUGACAUCCUCCAGGCGCGACUGGGAACCUGGCAUCAGAGUUCGCCGCAAAAUACAAUCACACACUAGUGCUAAAGACUCUGAGAUAUCGGUGUCGUCAUCACUAGCUUCGAACCGAGGACGGAUCAGUAAGACAUCAGCGGUACACGCACAGCAGCCGAAAAGCGGCGAGGGUAUUAACAGUGGCAGUGGUACAAGUUCUGCUGGGAGCAGUGCCGUGCAAGACUCGGGUUUCGGCACAGAAACGUCGUCUAGCAAGGAUCACUGUCACAGCACGACCACAGGCCCCGUGGUGGCGCACAGACCAGCAGCAACGGCGUCGUCACCUGUCGUCCUCGACGAAGCUGAAGACGAAUUAUGGAAUCUGCUUGACGUCAUCCACAGGAAAGGCACCAAGCUGCGGGAAGAUGUCGAGUAUCUACAACAGAGGUUCCUGGUUAGUGACAGGCUAGAUAUGUUGGGACAAGAGGAGGGUGAUGGGACACUCAGGAGGAGGAGUCUGGGUGACAUUGAACAACAACUUGUGCAUGAGUCCGGCAAGUUGUGCGCUUCGGAGGAGAGAGAAAGACGACUUAGACGCCUCAAGACUGGAAGAUCUCAGAAAGUUUUGCUGGAUAUCGAUGGAGAGAGUCUGGAUGACGGGCACGUGCUUGGCAAGCUUGAUAGUAAAAGACAAGCUAGAUCAGAAGACGAUCUUCAUAGUUUACAGCACGAGAGAGACUUGCUACUAGAUAAAGUUGCAGAAAUGGAGACAGAAACUCUGGCAAGCAGGGCAAGGGCUUCUCAGCUGCAGACAGAACUUGAUUGUCUUAUAGAGGUCAAGCGAGACUUGGAGGAGCAGCUUCGGACAGCUGUAAGUCAGAAGAGUGAACUCAAUAGUCGUAUUCACGACCUACACCUGCAGUUUGUGAGCGGUAACAAGAAUAUUGGCACCAGUUCUUCGGUAUCACCGCUUAGCGACACAACUGCCCGGAAGCUCGUAGUCCCCGGAGCUAGGAGGUCUGUCGCUGUGUGCCACGCAGUGUCUAGUCAGGUCGCUUACGGACUAGGGUCAAGUCCUGGCAGGAGCCAAUCUUGCUUCACUCCUGUCCCAAUAAAUUCACGUCGACUUUCAGAAGGUGUAACUAUCAUAAAAUCACCUGUCGAUAAGAAUGUAACUUCUCCGCAUUUAUCCAGUCAUUCACAAGAUGUAGGAACAUCUUUAUCAAGGCAGGAGGUUGAAGACAGUGUGGAUCAUGACAAGUCUGAAGUAUCAGAGACUCAAAAUGCUGAAGAGAGGUUGACCGGCUCGGUGGAUAGUGAGACACCGAGUUUCAAGUUAGGGACGUUGGACGGAAUUGUAAGUUGGCCCACUCGCAUUGCACGUAUCACUCGUGGGGUCACACCCGAUCCCCACAAAGUAGCAGCGAUUCUUAGGGAGUUCAGCGCCGUUGAACUGCAGAGACAUCUUCUCACCACAUCUGUCGAGAACAAGGCUCUUUGCCAACGUCUUGACAGGGCUGUGAAAUCUCAUGUGGAUCUGGUGGAGCAGUUUGAGAAGAUAAAGGAUGAGAAUGAUGACCUUAAAUUCCAGUUGGAGGAAAAGAGCAUAGAACUGGAGGGGACCAGAGCUCGUGUUCGAGUACUGGAACGUCUCCAGCAGAAGGCAGCAACUCAAGACACUGCUGGAGUCGUAUCUCCUGAAGCCACUGUUAAUUCCAUUCUUCCUCUGUUGGCCCUUCCAAUGCAUGCAGAUGACAACAUACAUCAUAGCAGCAGUACUGAGUCAGCCCAUGACCACACCAUGGGUAUACAGUCUAAAGAAGGCUCAAGUGAUCAAGGGGAUGUAAAGAAAAUGCCUCAGUUACAGCAGAUGUCGCCAAGGAGACGCCCCAGUAAGAUACCGCUUCCAGGAACAAAAUCACUCUGUGCACCUAAACCUCCAAGUGGAAGAUCUACGUCAGUAUCAAGUCGAAACAGGGGUUCACCUUCACUGAAAAGUAGAACGGACUCAAAUUCCUCUCUUUCUGGAAAGAAUACUACCAGAGAGUCAUCUUGGAAGAAUAGGAAUGAAAGUAGCUCAUCCCUUACUGGAGGAGGGAAAAGCCGAGAAUCUCCAAGUGGUGGGAGAAAUUCUUCUCUGUUAGGAAGAAAUAAUAGCCGUGACUCUUUAAACAGUGGCAGUAAAAGUCGAGAAUCUUACACAUCAACGGGAAAGGCCCGUGGUGGGGAUUCUCUUAGUGGAAAGAAAUCAAACGGCGACUCCGUAUCAUCUUCUGUUAGCAAGGGCCGAGCAGACACUCCUUCCCACCAAAGCAGUUACUCUUCUAAUGUUUCAGUAAGCAACAGAAGAGAAUCGAUUUCCAGUGGUAAAGGCAAGGAUACUUCAUUCACUUCAUCUGUCGGAUGUAAAGGCCUUCAUCACCAAACCCCUGCCGUCACUCGUUUGGGUAGGGGAGGCAGUAACAAUUCGGGCGUUAACCAGCGGAUAGGAAAUGGCUGCUUGAACGAGCGCGGUGACCAGAGUUCGAAGGAAUCUGGAUCACCUGUUGUUGAAAAUACUAAAGUUCAUCCAUCACAAGACAUUCCUGCACAGCAACUAGAUGACACAUAUCCUGAUUCACUGAACCAUCUAUCAUCUAAAGAAUCAUGUUUGGUAGCUUUUAAACAUCAAACUAAUAUCACUACAAGUAACAACUAUAUAGCAUCUGAUCAUCAUAAAUCAGUCUAUCAGUCGUCAGGAACGCAAGCAUUUCCAUGGCAUUCCUCAUCUUCAGAAUAUUUUGAUAGUAUCAACAACUCUGGAAGUGGUGUCUUUCAGAACAGCUCCAUUCUACGCUCGUUUUCAUUUUAUCAAGAUCGCUAUCUUCAGUCAUCAGUGGAACGGGAGGGUUUGGCGGAGUGUGAUUCACUGGAAAAUAUAAGAGCUGGAAUUGAGCUUAAUGGUAUUACAGCAGAUACUGACACUGAAGAUGGAAAUUUUAUCAUGAGCUCAGCAUCUUCAAGAAAUCUUUGGAUGAAAGCUGAUAAUUGAACAAAGUGAUGGAAAAAAUAUACUCCAUUAUGAUUUACUAUACCAACAAUUUUUGUAUAAUAAUUAUAUGAAUUGGCUUAAUAACUUAAUUUUUUUCUGUUACAUAUAAGAAAGGAUUGCAGUAGAAAAGGAGGCACUUAUUUUUCAAUAAGAAGAGUUUUAAGAAGUUUGAGAGUGUAAACUAAGCCCUAAAUAAAAUUUGUGGCACACCAUGGAUUAUGAUGUGUAAAUGUAGUAGCUGAAAAUAAAUUACCAGAAAGCUUGAGCCUAAGA
This is a messenger RNA of Zootermopsis nevadensis, 4200 nucleotides long. RefSeq names its product javelin-like (gene jvl). The record is from RefSeq and is a predicted model, not a curated record. NCBI's taxonomy places the organism in Eukaryota, Metazoa, Arthropoda, Insecta, Blattodea, Termopsidae.